Messenger RNA from Saxophila tyrrhenica, 978 nucleotides. RefSeq lists its product as uncharacterized. Bases 1 to 978 code for a protein of 325 amino acids. The record is from RefSeq and is a predicted model, not a curated record. Lineage: Eukaryota; Fungi; Ascomycota; Dothideomycetes; Mycosphaerellales; Extremaceae. The transcript is spliced from 2 exons.
AUGAAUGCAGUUCUAACACGUAUCCGCAGAUGCUCCACCCAGGACCGCACCGCGGGCUCGCAGGUCAAAGUCACCGACCGGCUGGCGACAACAGACGAGGAAAGGCGACCUCAUAUCGCAGCUGCAGAGGCUUUGUGUCGGAUGCGCCAGCCGCGCAUCCGAUAUGACAGCGAGACCGGGCUCCUAGCCAUUGCUUAUAGCGCGCUCUUCUCGCGAGCUCCUGAGUUUUCGAACUUCCUGGAUACGUGGAUUCCAGCCCAGCUGGCAGUGUUAGGUGACGCUUCCUUGGAGGUUUCCCUGCUUGCGGAUCCGAGCCGCCCUGUGAAGUUUCACUGUGAGAUCCGGAGCGAAUCUGAGCUUCGCCUGCUCUGCAAAUGCAUCAGUCUCACGGCGACUUCCUGCGAAUAUGAGAUUUCGAUAUGGGUGACGCUCGACGAUGUCACAUUGCUAUCAUGGUGUCUGGAGGAAAGUUGGAAAGCUGCUCUGGGCCGUACCGACUGGCGGUGCCACAUAAGUUUUCACUUUGAAAUACUCGAGCUUGUCUUGGGAGAUCGCAUUCCAAUCACCUCAACACUGUCGCCGCACGCCAUCCAAUGUGCAAAAGACAUAGUCGCCUGGUUGGACGUGAGCGGCGGCGAUCAUGCUACGGUGCUUACGGCAGCUGGCCUCGGCUUGGUCACCAGUGCUGCAGAACUGCGAACCCCCUCUAUCGAUACGUCAUUCUACGGCCGGCCUGGUAAUAGGCACAUACCGCGCGAUAGCGCCCCAGAGGGUUCCGAGACACCGAGCGUUGGGGACGACGGAGGUGACAAGUGGAUGGAGCUCGACGUAACAUCCGCUCCGUCGUCCACGGAGUGCGAUGGCGACUGUGUGCUAGAUGCUGAAUCUCCCUCCAUACACGAGCCGCGUCGGUUUGAGCCUUUGGUGGGUAAGAGAACCUCGCCACCCGACAUGAAUGAGAGCCGUCAAAGGUCGUGA